Molecule: messenger RNA, 2826 nt
Organism: Nothoprocta perdicaria
Lineage: Eukaryota; Metazoa; Chordata; Aves; Tinamiformes; Tinamidae
Gene: ORC5
Product: origin recognition complex subunit 5
Exons: 14
Coding region: 66-1412 (448 amino acids)
Biological process (GO): DNA replication; DNA replication initiation
Cellular component (GO): nucleus; nuclear origin of replication recognition complex
Molecular function (GO): DNA replication origin binding
Source: RefSeq, a predicted model, not a curated record
UGGUUUUAUUUGUCCCUGCACCUCAGAAGUGUCGCACGUGACUGACCAGAGGAGCAUCAGUCAAAAUGCCCAGCCUGGAACAUCCAGCAUAUCCAGCAGCUACGCUGCUCYGCUUGGAAAACCUGGUGCCUUGCCGUGAAUCCCAAGCGUCUAUGUUGCUCUCAAUAUUUGGAGAGCGUCAACAGUUUACUUUUCCAUCCAUUUUUAUCUAUGGACAUACAUCUAGUGGAAAGACGUACGUGAUGCAAACGCUUCUAAACACAUUACAGCUUCCUCAUGUGUUUGUGAACUGUGUAGAACACUUUACUUCAAGACUUCUUUUGGAGGAAAUUCUCAUCCAGCUGCAGAACUGCUCUUCUUCUGAGACAACACCAGCAUCUCGUGUGCUUUGUGACACUUUCAAUGACUUUGUGCGGCUCUUUAAACAAGCUGUUACUAGUCAAGAUCUCCAGGAUCAAACAUUAUACAUUGUACUGGAUAGAGCAGAGCAGCUAAGGGAAAUGGAAGCAAACAUCCUGCCAGCCUUUCUUAGGCUUCAAGAAUUGACUGACAGGAAUGUGACAGUUAUCUUGCUCACUGAAAUAGUAUGGGAACUGUUCCGCCCCAGUACUGGAUGUUUUGAGCCCUUGACCUUAUAUUUUCCAGAUUACAGCAUAGGGCACCUGCAGAAGAUCCUGUCUAACAAUCACCCUCCAGAAUAUUCUGCAGAUUUCUAUGCUGCCUACAUCAAUAUUCUGCUUGGUGUCUUCUACAUGGUCUGCAGGGACCUCAAAGAACUUCAGCAUCUGGCUGCGCUGAAUUUUUCUAAAUACUGCGAGCCCGUGGUCAGAGGAGAAGCAAACGAACGUGACACCCGCAAACUCUGGAAAAAUAUUGAACCCCAUUUGAAGAAGGCAAUGCAGACUGUUUAUCUCCGGGAAAUAUCCAGCUCGCAGUGGGAACGUUUACAGCAUGAUGAUAGAGAUCCUGGGCAAGUGAAAGGACUUUCUGCACAUGCACACGUGGAACUUCCCUACUACUCCAAAUUCCUUCUGAUAGCUGCUUACCUUGCCUCCUACAAUCCUGUUAGGACAGACAAGAGAUUCUUUCUUAAGCACCAUGGGAAAAUUAAGAAGACCARCUUUAUGAAGAAGCAUGAAAAGACCAGCAAUCAUCUCCUUGGGCCAAAGCCGUUCCCCCUGGACAGAUUGUUAGCAAUAUUAUAUAGUAUUGUGGACAGCAGAGUUGCUCCUACUGCAAAUAUAUUUUCCCAGAUCACCUCACUUGUGACACUUCAGCUGUUAUCCUUGGUUGGCCAUAAUGACCAGCUUGAUGGACCCAGGUACAAAUGUACUGUAUCUCUGGACUUCAUCAGAGCUAUUGCAAGGACCGUGAACUUCGACAUAAUAAAGUACUUGUACGAUUUCUUGUGAAAAGAAGCUUCCCAGCCAUAUGGACACUGUGACAAUGACUAAGGCAAGCUGUGUUCAUCUCUCUACUUAGCUGGCCAGAAAGAAGAGCAUUUUGGCUCUUUCGGAUUUGUCCAGACAGGUGCUGGCCCAGCAUGGAACCUGGUGGAAAUACUCUGAUUGGUCUAGGUGGAUCGGAGCAGAGGACUAUUUACCAGGGACCCUGGCGUAUUUGGAAGCAAUGUGUUAAUUAUAAACAGCGGGGUUUGARCACAAUCUGUUCUACUCUUAAUGAUGUUAUCUUAACACUGAAAUUGCCUGAAACCCAUUUACUUAGGCCUGCAUUUUGCUCCAUGAACUCUCCCCGGUGCUUUGAACAUGGCAGCAGCCCUUGUUUGUAUGCCCAGUCUUUUCACUUCCUCUCCACAGGAAUCUCUCUCUGCAGUUGCCUGCCAAGGCAGCUUUUCCGAGGCCACCAUUUUAGGAGAGCAGAGUGGCAAAAUACAAUAAACAUAAGAACAUGUUUAAAAUCAAGCUGAUAGCCUCCUUUCUCUUCAGGCAUAUSUAGGCAGACUGUUACACUGUUACAGACACAAUGAUAGGAAGCUCCCCAAUUUAUCAGCACACCGUCUCUUUUCAGACCAUUCAUAAAUUCUAGCUGUGAAUCUAUUUUUGCCGACGCUUUUUUAUUUAAAAAAAAAUCAUUGACUAUAACAAUUCUAACCAGAUAUCAGACUCUAAAGGUUCUCUUUUUGUUUUAAGACUUAAUAAUCCUUUAUAGCUCAUCUGGUUUUACUGACUAUGAAUCAAAGUGUUUUGAUUUGGUCACACAGAUGCUGUUAGGUUUUUGUAACAGCAUCUAGUCUGUAGGGGAGGGCAGCACAGCUACGUGUCCGUCAGGAGGGUAGAAAUUCAACAGGUGGUGGAGGGGCCCUGCAGCAGUGCCCUGGAAGAGACAGAAUAGUGAAUAAUCAAUGUGUUGCCAUACCCUAAAGCUUUGACUGCAGCACACAGGUAAGAGGAAGACAUAACAUUAAUCUGAAAUUGUAUAUGAGGCUAUAAACYUGAUCUGCGUGGAAAACAUUCUCCAGUUAUAAGUUGUGUUCUGCUACUAUUGCCUAUUAAGGACUAUUUUGGAUAAAGCGYGUGGAGACCUGUUCUUCUUGAAUCUGAAGGGUUUUGUCUCCCUCUUAAAAAAAAUUAUGGUUUCACAGUGUUUUCCUCAGAUAUUGUGCUCUUAAAUGCUGACCUCCAGCUGCCUGGUGGUGCAAGACUGUGCUACAUCAACUGUUCUGUCUUUUUUUAAAGGAARAAUGCUCCCCUUGAUCUCAGGUAAUGGAAAUGGUCAAAUAGCCCAGAGUAGACGUAGUGUUUUUCUUCAGUCAUGCUUGUGUGGCUGGGCUUCCGAGCCUGGAUUCGGACCCAAACCGGUGAGCUC